This is a messenger RNA of Penicillium antarcticum, 1146 nucleotides long. RefSeq names its product Nif3-like dinuclear metal center hexameric protein. The record is from RefSeq and is a predicted model, not a curated record. Gene Ontology annotation, cellular component: mitochondrion; cytoplasm. The transcript has 4 exons. Bases 1 to 1146 code for a protein of 381 amino acids. Lineage: Eukaryota; Fungi; Ascomycota; Eurotiomycetes; Eurotiales; Aspergillaceae.
AUGAAUUUCUUUGGCACUGCUGUUAGGCGCGCUUCUAAGAUGUCUAUCCUCUCGAUGUCUAGUCAUACUUCUUAUUUCACCCAGACACUGGUGGCCUCCAUGAGGAAGCUGUACCCGGAGGCAUUGGCUGACAAGAGCUUUGAUAAUACUGGACUACUGCUCGAAGCUCCCUUCGACCAAUCCCGCAAACAGAAAAACUCAGUCCUCCUAGCAAUCGAUCUCACAACAGCUGUUGCAGAUGAAGCCAUUGGCAAGCAAUGCUCAGUCGUCGUGGCAUACCACCCAAUCAUCUUCCGCGGCCUCAAAUCCCUCACCUCGGCCGACACCCAGCAAAGAUCCCUCCUCCGCCUAGCUCAGCAUGGAAUCAGCGUCUACUCCCCACACACAGCAGUGGACACCGUCCCAGACGGAAUGGCAGACUGGCUCUGCGACGUGGUAACAGGCAGCUUCAAGCCCAAUUCCACAACACAGGCUGUCAUCAACAACUGCAGAUCAAGCCUGUACACCGCACCUUCAUUCCCAGAAGCCCCCAUCCCAAGCGUCCAAGCUUCACCCCAAGGACCACCACACACCCGCAGCACAAUCCACCCCUCACCACCAGCCUCGAUCCCAGAGGGGUUCGAAUCAGCCGGUGCGGGCCGUCUAGUAACAUUCAACGAAGCCCAACCCCUAACCACUCUAAUCGAUAACGUCGCCCGUGGUAUCGGUCUACCGGGUGGAAUCCCCAUCGCUCUGCCCCAAGGCCGUUCAGUAGACGAUAUACAGAUCAAGACAGUAGGCAUGUGUCCCGGUUCCGGGUCAGGCGUUCUCCUUAAGGGCAGUGGACCAAUCCCCGACCUCCUCUUGACCGGUGAGAUGAGCCACCAUGAAGCGUUGGCCGCUACAGAGCGUGGGUCGAUUGUUAUUUCGCUUUCGCACACGAAUUCCGAGCGGGGAUAUCUGCGUUCUGUUAUGCAGCCUAAGUUGCUUCAAGAUCUUGAUCAGAGGUGGCAUGCUUGUUUCGACGAGGCUUCUAGGGAUGAGAAGGCUAAGGAGGGGGUUUCCGCUGUUGUGAAGGAGCUUUAUGCUGGCCAGGGGAAGGUGGAGGUUCUUGUUAGUGUUGCUGAUCGGGAUCCUUAUGGGAUUAUGAUCUGGCGUGGGAAUUAG